ACAUCCCGCUGUUCGCGCGUCAGUUCCGAGAGGUGAGCGCGGGCGGCGACGGCGACCGGCCCGCCGACAAGACGUCCUACGCCGCCAUACAGCGCCACCACUCCGACGACGUGGCGUCGCAGGUGAACUAUCUGAGGCCGUCGGAUUACCGCCGAAUGUCCAAUAUAGCGCGAGGGGAAAAUGCUGAAAGAAGAAUAAAAAACAUGCAGUCCGAUUCGUCAACCGACAUUGAAGUACGAGCGACACCGAAAAUCUCGUCCUCUAUAGAGGAAGCGGUUAUAGCUGAAAAACCGACGACAACCGCCGAGGAAAUAACACAGGACAUUAAAAACUUAAUCGCUUCUGUGUCAUGGACCAUAGAGCACAUAGAAGGAGAGAUCCACCUCCCGAUGCCGAACAUUCCUCAACUGGCCGAUGAGACGAUCAGUGAGGAAGUACUGAUGAGUGAAGAGUUCAUCAAACAACUGGAGGAGGCCGUCAGGAUGUGGGAGCAACACAUCGAUGCCACGAUCACGGCUUGUCUUGGAAAGACUCGCGACGGGCUGGGCCCGGUGGCUGAAUACAAGUACUGGCGCGAAAGAAACGCUGAAAUAUCGCUACUGGUCGAACAACUAAAGCAGCCAAUGGUGGUGCAGAUAUUGACUCUGCUGGAAAAGGUGCAGUCUACUUGGCUACAGGGUUUUGAACACUACCGGGAACGACUGUUGGAGCACUACAAUUUAGCGAGAGACAACCUCAAGUUCCUGUCUACACUCAUGCGAUUCUUUACGGUGAUCGAAGACGACUCGCCGCUCUCGCAAGUGCUCGAGAUGCUGCCGGAGCUGAUGGAGAGCGUGCGCAUGGUGUGGGUGCUGUCGCGCGGGUACCGCUCGGACGAGGCCAUGGCGCCGCUGCUGGCGCGCGCGGCCUGGGCGCUGGCCGACAAGCUCGAGCGGUUUCUCGACCCGCAUACGUUGUUUGACAAACCCAACGAAGAAGUGCUAGCCCUAUCGCGCGACGGAGCCGAGAUCAUGGAGAAGUGGCACGCCCUAUACCGCGAGACACGACACGAGAUCGAGGUGUGCGGCAAGGGCGCGCGCUGGGAGUUCGACCAGCCACUGCUGUUCACCAGGACGGACUAUAUUGGGACUGUUGCGAGGGACUUGGAGAAAGUCGUGCAGGUCCUUAUAGAUUUCGAGCGUGUAUUCGGUCUAGAGCUGAAGUCAAUAAUUAGCGACCCGACUCAAAUAGACGACGUUCGCAAACGUGUGAAGAACCUCGUCUACCCGAUACGGACCAUCGACUUUAGCGUCUUUGUAUACGAUAAUAAGGAGAAUUGGGAUGUCAUUAUGAAUGAUUUCUGGACGGAGGUGAGGUAUCUGGAGGACGAAGCGAAGAACUACAUCAAUCAGAGUUUCGGAAAUUUAAGAUCUUCGGAAGAGGCUCUGGACGUGCUGCUCAAGUUCCUGGACAUGCGCCUGCGCGCGUCCAUCCACGAGCAGCUGUCCACCAAGUUCGACCUCGUCAUGAGGCAGUUCAUCAAGGAGAUCAACGCUAUAGAGGACCAGUUCACUCGCUUUCGCAAGAACCCGCCAUUGCUCCGCAACCACCCUCCUGUGGCUGGCACUAUCUAUUGGGCGAGGGCACUCUUCAAUAGAAUGAAGAUGCCUAUCAUGAAGUUCCAAAAGGUGCCGGAGCUGAACGAUUGCGAGCAGAAGAAAGAGGCGUUCCUUCAGUACAAGAGGAUCUCUAAAGUGAUGAAGGAGUACGAGGACUCCAAGUACAAGGUGUGGGUGGACGGCGCCUCGCUGCUAGUGGACAGCAUGAUGAAGAAGAACGUCUUGCAUGUGCAGUUCACUACACCGCCGGAGCCGUCGCCGGCCGGCCGGCCCGGCAUGCAGCUGACCGGCGCGGGCGCAGCUCUCGUCAAGAAGAGACUGUCGCAGACGUCACUACACCCCGCUGACAUCGUGCAGAGAGAGAUUGCUGACAAACGGAAGAGGGAUAAAGCUUUAAUGAUGAUGCGCAUCCCCGGCCAACACUAUGAGAACGUGCGGUCACCAAGCUCCGUUUCUUUACUUGCUAAAGAGGGACUGCUGGACGUGACCUGGCGCGACCUGACGGUGAACAAGCUGGUGCAGGAGUACGAGCUCGAGUUUCAGCCGAACUACGAGAAACUCAUCUUUCAGGUCAUCUAUGAAGCUGAACUACUGGAGCAACUUGGUUUCGACCUCCCAUCAAACAUACGCAACGUGGCAAUGCAGAAAGACCGAAUCUACUACGAGUUGGAGUCUCUGACUGAAGUUAUCGCUCGGUACAACAAGAUAGCCUCGUCGCUGAGCCAAUCAGAGACGACUCUGAUGAAGAAACAUCUGUUGGAGAUGGAGAGACAUAUACUGCCGGGGCUGACCAGGAUACCGUGGACGGCUUUGGGUAUUAAGGACUAUAUUAAGGACAUUAAUAAAGGCGUGAACUCUCUAGAAGCAGUUUACCAGCAGCUCAAGAUGGUGGAGAAAGACAUCCGGUUCCUCGUGGACCAGAUCGAGCGGUUCGACCUGUACCCGGUGGUGAAACCUCAAGACUAUGUGGACCCUGACACAGGGGAGCCUGAUGAUACGUGGCUGUAUCCUUGUAAGACAUACUUCGCGGAGCUGGCCGCCGAGCGUCUCUCCCGCUCCGCCCUGCUCGCGCGCAUGUACUCCAGCAUCCUGGCGACCCUGCUGAAGCUGGAGCACCUGAUGCUGGGCGGCAGCAGCGGCCGCGCGCCCGGCAUGGCCGCCUACUACUCGCACGAGGAGACCACGCUAUUCCACGCACUCAUUAGAUUCACGCUAGAGAACCUGCAGCAGUUCCAGGCUCAGCUGGGCGGGGCCGCCGCUCUGUUCCAGGUGGACGCGACCCUCGCGCCGCCCGACGUGGCCGCGCGCCCCGCCGCGCGCGAGCUGUGCAAUAUUGUGACGCAUGAUGUCAAGCACUUCCUCAAUAGACUAACAGUGUUCCCUCGCUGGAUGAAGGGCACGUGCCUGGCCUGCCCGCCGCAGCGCAUCUCCGAGGCCACCGGCAACGAAUACUUCACGUUCUCAUACUUCGAGGACGUACUCCGGGUCAUGGCCAUCAACGACAUCACCGUGCUCAUCCAAGACACGAUAUACCGCUUGACGCAAGACAUCAAUACUUAUGUGCAGAAAUGGCAAAAGUACCAACACCUCUGGGCCUACGACAAGAAUCUCUCAUGCGAGAAGUACGUUCAGAAAUACGACCAGAUCACCAAAUAUGACGAGAAAUUCUUCUUCUUCGAGGAUAUUAUUGAGGAUUUGAACGAACACGUUAAGUUUGUGGAUAUUGGCGCCGUGAGAGUGAAUUUGCGGGAAAUUAUCAAGCAGAUUCAGGGGCAUGCCAUGGAAUGGAAGACCAUCUUGGGAGAGUGCAUCGUGAACAAGACUAGAGCUAGCAUGCAGGAACUGAGGAAUGAGAUUGAUAGUCUCCGUCACGACAUGAACAUCAACAUCAAGGGGCUGGAGGACUUCAAGCUGGUGAUGGCCACCAUCGCGCUGGUGCAGCGGGCCACGGUGGCGGCCGAGGUGCGCUACCGCCACAUGCAGGAGGUGUUCAACAUGCUGCGGCACCAUGGGAUAGAGGUAUCAGACGAAGACAUCGAGUUCGCGAACAGCCUAGAAGCGGCUUGGGGCAAAAUCUACCAGACGUCCCUAUUCCGAGGCAGGACACUGGAACAAACGAAGGAUAAGUUCUCCAAACUGAACGUGAUAGAGAUAGCGGAUUUCUUGCGGGAGAUCGACGAGUUUGUGGAGCGCUUCGACUCGGCCGGCCCGGGCACCGUCGGCGAGGAUAUGGACCGCGGCUUGCUGCUUAUGGAGGAAUACCUGAAACAAUUCGACGAGAUCGAAGCCCGUAAGAAAGUCCUUCAGGCGGCGGAACAGCUGUUCGACAACCCUCUAGCAGACUUCUCCACGUUCAACCGAGCCAAGAGUGACUUCCUAGCCAUGGACCAGGUUUACAAGAUCUACAAGGCCCAAAGAAACGCUAGGGAGGUGUGGGCCAGGACACUCUGGGUGAACCUCAACCCGCAAGCGCUGGUCGACGGCAUCGAACAGUUCUUCAAAGAGUUCAGGAAGCUACCGAAGGUGAUUCGCCAGACGCCAACCGGCGUGAUGCUGGACAUGAAACUGAAGCAGUUCAAGAGCGUGGUGCCGCUGAUGGUCUCUCUGAAGAACGAGGCCAUGAGGGAGAGGCAUUGGAAGAUAUUGAUGGAAAAAACUGGUAAGGAAUUCGACAUGUCAGCCGAGCGCUUCACGUUGGAGAACAUGUUCUCUAUGGAACUACACAAGUACCAGGAUGUAGCUGAAGAAAUCGUCAACCACGCCAUCAAGGAGCUAGCCAUAGAGCGCGGGGUGAAGGACAUCCAAGACACGUGGGCGGCUAUUAACUUCACGGUCGCCGUGCACAGCCGCAAGGGCAGCGACCGCGGGUUCACGCUGGCGCCCUGUGACGACAUCAUGACCAAGCUCGACGACGACUGCAUGUCGCUGCAGAGCAUGGCUGCUUCGCAAUUCAUAGGCCCGUUCUUCCCAGUCGUACAGAAGUGGGAACAGACCCUCUCGCUCAUAUCUGAAGUGAUCGAGGAGUGGUUGUCUACGCAGCGCAAGUGGCUGUAUCUGGAGGGGAUAUUCGUGGGAAGCGAUAUUAGGACGCAACUGCCUGACGCGGCUAAGAAGUUUGACGAUAUCGAUCGCUCGUUUAGAAAGAUAAUGGCGGACACGGCCAAACGGCUGAACGUGGUUGACUGUUGCACGAUACCUGGCAGACUGGAUGAAUUCAUACAUUUAGGGAUUGGACUUCAAAAAUGCCAGAAGUCCCUGAACGACUACCUGGACACGAAGCGCCGCGUGUUCCCGCGCUUCUUCUUCAUCUCGACGGACGAGCUGCUGUCCAUCCUCGGGAGUAGCGAGUGUAGCUGCGUGCAGGACCACAUGAUCAAGAUGUUUGACAACAUCAAAGCUUUGGACCUCUACGUGGAUCACAAUAAUCGUCCAGUUGCAGCCAAGAUGAUAUCAGCUGAAGGAGAGGUGAUGGAAUUCCGUAACGUAGUAUACACGGAGGGCCGAGUGGAGGACUGGAUGAAUCUGGUGCUCAUAGAGAUGAGGAACACCAACAGGUUUAUAACAAAGAAAGCCAUAUUUUAUUACGGCAGGAAUUGGAAGGUUCCAAGAACGGAGUGGAUCCUGGAAUACCAAGGCAUGGUGUGCCUUGCGGCCAACGGCGUGUGGUGGACAGCCGAGACGGAGGAGGCGCUCUCGCGAAGCAGCGCCGGGGACGCGCGCGCCGUCAAGACACAUCUGCAAAACCUUAAUGAGCAGUUAGAUGCGCUGGUCGUCAAAGUCAGACAAGAGCUAUCAGCAAACGACCGGCUCAAGUUCCGCACAAUAACCACCAUCGACGUGCACGCGCGCGACAUCAUCGAGGAGUUCGUGCGCGACAACGUGACGGACGCGGCGCAGUUCCCGUGGGAGAGCCAGCUGCGGUUCUACUGGCUCAAGAGCAGAGACGGACUGUGGGUUAAGCAGUGCACUGGUAUAUUCGAAUAUGGCUACGAGUACAUGGGUCUGAACGGGCGGCUGGUCAUAACUCCACUGACGGACCGCAUCUACCUCACGCUGACGCAAGCUCUGACCAUGCAACUUGGAGGGGCACCGGCAGGCCCAGCCGGCACGGGAAAAACCGAGACCGUGAAAGACCUGGCCAAAGCCUUAGGCCUGCUCUGCAUAGUGACCAACUGCGGGGAGGGCAUAGACCAGGUGGCGGUGGGGCGCAACCUGGGCGGGCUGUGCCAGUGCGGCGCGUGGGGCUGCUUCGACGAGUUCAACCGCAUCCACGUGUCCGCGCUGUCCGUCGUGUCCGCGCAGCUGCAGUGCAUCCGCCACGCGCUGCUGGCCAAGCGCACUGUGUUCACUUUCGAAGGUCAAGAGAUAGUGCUGGACAACAAGGUGGGCAUCUUCAUCACCAUGAACCCGGGCUACGCGGGCCGCACCGAGCUGCCAGAGUCGGUGAAGGCGCUGUUCCGGCCCGCGGUGUGCAUCAUGCCCGACCUGCGGCAGAUCUGCGUCAUCAGCCUGUUCUCCGACGGCUUCCUCACCGCCAAGGUCCUAGCCAAAAAGAUGACAGUUCUCUACUCCUUCGCGAAACAACAGCUGUCGCAGCAGUCGCACUACGACUGGGGGCUGCGCGCGCUCACCGCCGUGCUGCGCGCGGCCGGCCGGCUGCGGCGCGAGGGCAGCGGCGAGGAGGCCGAGCUGCUCAUGAGGGCUCUUAGGGACAUGAACCACCCGAAGUUCGUGUACGAAGACGUCCCGCUAUUCCUGGGUCUGCUCAAGGACUUAUUCCCCGGCCUGGAGUGCCCUCGCGUGGGGUACCCCGACUUCAACGCGGCCGUCGCAGAUGUGCUCACUAACGAUGGGUAUAUCUUGUUGGAUCAUCAGAUAGACAAGGUGGUCCAGCUAUACGAGACGAUGAUGAGCCGGCACUGCACCAUGCUGGUGGGCCCGACGGGCGGCGGCAAGACCCUGGUGCUUACCACGCUGGUGAAGGCACAGUCGAACCUGGGACUGCCGACCAAACUCACCGUUGUUAACCCUAAAGCAUGUUCUGUGAUAGAACUCUACGGUGUUUUGGACCCUGUCACUCGUGACUGGACGGAUGGAUUAUAUUCUAAGAUAUUCAGAGAAAUGAACAGACCAGCAGAACCAAACGAGCGUCGCUACCACCUAUUCGACGGUGACGUGGACGCCCUCUGGAUUGAAAACAUGAACUCAGUAAUGGACGACAACAAGCUCCUCACGCUAGCCAAUGGCGAGAGAAUACGCCUAGCGUCAUAUUGCGCGCUGCUGUUCGAAGUGGGAGACUUGGACUACGCGUCUCCGGCCACGGUUUCCCGGGCGGGGAUGGUGUAUGUGGACCCUAAGGAUUUGGGUUAUAUGCCGUAUUGGGAGCGAUGGCUGCGUGGUCGCACAAAUGAAGAAGAACGGGAGCAGCUUCAAAGACUGUUCGAGCAUUACGUCCCGGGAGCCAUCAACUACAUCCUGUUGGGACUGUUUGGUCUCCAGCAGCAGACCCCGCUGAAGACUAUCGUUCCACAGACCCCACUUAAUUUGGUGGUGCAACUAUGCUACAUGAUCAGUGGCCUGCUACCGAACAGAGACGACACUAAUGAGGAAAUAGACCCGUCGGUUGUUGAGUGCGUCUUUAUGGUGUCAAUGUACAACAGCCUGGGCGCUGCAAUAGUGGACGACGGCCGCCUCGACUUCGACCAGUACAUCAAGAAGGCGUGCCCGAUGCUGCUCGUAGAUGAUAGUCCUGAAAAGAAAGCUACUACACGCCACUUCCCGAUGACAUUCCCGACGCUCUACGACUACUGUCUGGAGUUAGAGGAUAAAACCUGGGCGGCCUGGGAUUGGCUGGUGCCUGAGUACGUGCACGACCGCGACCUGCCGUUCCCUGCCACCCUGGUGCCCACCGUCGACACCCUGCGGGUCACCUGGCUGUUGGCCAUCAUGGAGACGGUGGAAAGGCCCGUGCUCCUAGUGGGUGAUACGGGCAGUUCGAAGACCGCCAUCAUUACGAACUAUCUGCGUGGAUUACCCGCCGAUCGAUACCUAGUGCAGCAGAUGAACUUCUCGUCCCGGACGUCCUCGCUGGACGUGCAGCGCACCCUGGAGUCGGUGGUGGAGAAGCGAACUAAAGACGUGUACGGACCGCCAGUAGGGAAGAAGAUGAUGGUGUUCAUUGAUGAUAUGAAUAUGCCUAUUGUGGACACAUACGGCACUCAGCAGCCCAUAGCCUUGCUGAAGCUUCUGUUUGAGCGGAAAGGCUUCUACGACAGAGGGAAAGACCUCAACUGGAAGAACAUCAAAGAUAUGGGCUUCCUGGCCGCCAUGGGCAAGGCUGGUGGCGGAAGGAAUGACGUGGACCCGCGUUUCAUCUCGAUGUUCUCGACGUUCAACCUGCAGUUCCCGAGCGAGAGUACACUCAGCCACAUUUACACGUGCAUCCUGCGCGGACACUUCUCCAUCUUCACUGAGGAGGUCCAGGAGAUCGUUGAUAAGCUGGUGCAGAUGACACUGGACUUGUAUAAGAUCCUAAUAGCGGAACUGCCCCCGACCCCGGCCAAGUUCCACUACAUCUUCAACCUGCGCGACUUAUCCCGCAUCGCUCACGGACUGACCCUGACCUGUCCCAGCCUGUUCACGGAGGUCCGCGCCGUGGUGCGCUGCUGGCGGAACGAGUUCACGCGGGUCGUGUGUGAUCGGCUCAUUAGUGAUGCGGACCAUGAGCUGAUGUCCGCACACGUGUACACGCUCGUGACGCAAUACUUCCCGGAGCAGGAGCCCGUCGUGCUGGCCGAGACUGUGCUGCCCGAGGAUUACUUGGACGGAGAGGAAGAGGGCGCAGAGGGCGAGACGGUGAAGGGUUCCGAGCCAGAGCUGCUGGAGGACCUGGACGUGGGCGGCGAGGAGGAGGGGGAGGAGGAGAGGAUAGUCACGCUAGAGGAGUACGUAUUCCGAGAUCCUCUGUUGUUCGGCGACUACCGGAACGCUCUCGACGAGGAAGAGACGCGGUACUAUGAGGACUUGCUCGACUAUGAAGCCGUGUACUUCCUGUUUCAAGAGAUACUGGACGAGUACAUCGAGCGCCUUGGCAAGAAGAUCUCUAUAGUGCUGUUCGAGGACUGCCUGGAGCACCUGACGCGCGCCACGCGGCUGCUGCGCAUGCGCCGCGCGCACGCCAUGCUCGUCGGCGUCGGCGGCGGCGGCAAGAAGAGCAUAGCCAGGCUCGCUGCCUUCGCUGCAGGUUGCGAGAUGUUCGAGAUAGUGGUGACCCGCAACUACAGCGAGAACUCGUUCAGGGAGGACCUGAAGCGGCUGUACUACCAGCUCGGGCUCGAGGACAAGAAGACCUGUUUCCUCUUCACCGCCUCACAGAUCUUAGAAGAAAGCUUCCUGGAGUACAUCAACAGCAUCCUGCUGGUGGGCAUCCCGCCCGCCCUGUUCAGCGACGAGGAGCGCGACGCGGUGGUGGGCGGCGCGCGCGCGCAGUGCGUGCAGGCGGGCCUGGGGCAGAGCAAGGAUGCAGUGUGGCAGUAUUUCGUGAACAAAUGCUGCGACAACCUCCACGUUGUCUUGACGAUGUCUCCAAGCGGCGAUGUUCUACGAAACAGGUGUCGCAGUUUCCCCGGUCUCGUGAACAAUACCACCAUUGACUGGAUGUUCCCGUGGCCCAAGCAAGCUCUUUUAGCUGUGGCCAACGUUUUUCUAGCUAAUGUGGACAAGAUCCCGGACGAGUUCCGUCCAAUAAUCGUCGAACACGUGGUCCACGUGCACCUCUCUGUGUCACAAUACACGGAGCAGUUCCUGCUGCGUCUGCGCCGGCGCAACUACGUCACGCCCACGCACUACAUGGAUUAUUUGACGAACUACGUGGCGCUGCUGAAUGAGAAGGACGCGUAUAUUGUCGCUAUGUGUGAACGUUUGAAAGGCGGUUUAUCGAAGAUUGCGGAGGCCAAUAUCCAGUUGGAAGAUUUGAACGCAAAAUUGGCCGAGCAAAAAGUAAUAGUAGAAGAACAAACAAAAGAGUGCGAACUGCUUCUAAAAGAAAUAUCCACAGCGACGGACGCGGCAGUGAGCAAGCAGCAAGUAGCGGCAGUGAAGCAGGUGGAGAUCACGGCUCAGAGCGCGGAGAUCGGCGUGGAGAAGGCAUCAGCCGAGGAGACGCUGGCGGCGGCCAUGCCCGCGCUGGAGGCGGCACGACUGGCCCUGGCUGACCUAGAGAAGGCCGAUAUUACCGAGAUACGGUCCUUUGCGAGCCCGCCAGAGGCUGUCCAGGUGGUGUGCGAGUGCGUGGCCAUCCUCCGCGGCGUGAAGGACAUCAGCUGGAAGGGCGCCAAGGGCAUCAUGGCGGACCCCAACUUCCUGCGCACCCUGCAGGAGAUGAACUGCGACCUCAUCACGCAGAAACAAGUGAAGGAUGUGAAGGCCCACAUGAAGAAGAGCAAGAAGUUGGACACUAUGCAGCAGAUUAGUAAGGCUGGUUACGGCCUCCUAAAGUUCGUGCAAGCCGUGCUAGGCUACUGCGCCGUAUACCGCGAAGUGAAGCCGAAGAAAGAAAGAGUAGAACAACUAGAAAAGGAAUACCAAGAGGCUGUCAACUACCUCAACACGUUGAACCGAGAGAUCGCUAGACUGCAGAAAACUCUUGACAAACUGAACGAGAAGUAUAACACGGCCAUGUUACGGAGGCAGGAGUUGCAGGAGGAAACGGAUAUAAUGAUGCGGCGUUUGAUUGCGGCGGAUAAACUCAUGAGCGGGCUGGCUAGCGAGCAGAAGCGAUGGACUGAGGAGUUGGAAGCAUUCUACGUGGAGCAAUCCCGCCUGAUCGGCAACUGUCUGCUAGCGGCUUCCUUCCUCAGCUACGCGGGGCCAUUCUCCUUCUCCUUCCGACAGACGAUGAUCUACGAGGACUGGUUAGGGGAUAUACUGGAGAGAGGGAUACCGCUGACGGAGCCGUAUACGUUAGAGAAGAAUCUCACCAAUGAGGUUGAGAUUAGCAAUUGGAACUCGCAAGGCCUGCCUCCGGACGAGCUGUCGGUGCAGAACGGGGUGCUGACGGCGCGCGCGGCGCGGUGCCCGCUGUGCGUGGACCCGCAGACGCAGGCGCUCGCCUGGAUCAAGCGCCGGGAGGCCAAGAACAACCUCAAGGUUCUCUCAUUCAACGAGCCGUCGUUCGUGCGGCAGCUGGAGAUGGCGCUGAAGUACGGGCUGCCCGUGCUGUUCCAGGAUGUGGGCGAGUACAUCGACCCCGUCAUCGAUAAUGUGCUGGAAAAGAACGUUAAAACGGAGGCCGGGCGUACAUUCGUGAUGCUGGGCAGCUUGGAAGUGGACUACGACCCCAACUUCCGCAUGUACCUCACCACCAAGCUCGCCAACCCGCAGCUCAACCCCGCCACGUAUGCCAAGGCUCUCGUGAUCAAUUAUACCGUUACUGUGCAGGGUCUAGAAGACCAGCUGCUCAGCGUGGUGGUCCGGCACGAGCGGUCCGACCUCGAGGAGCAGCGCGAGUCGCUCAUCGUUGAGACAUCCGCGAACACGGCGCUGCUGAGAGCCCUCGAGGAGUCUCUACUGCGCGAGCUGGCGGCUUGCACGGGCAACAUGCUGGAUAAUGUCGACUUGGUUGAUACUUUGGAGAAUACUAAGACUAAAGCUGCUGAGGUAAUAGAGAAGCUGGCAAUAGCGGCGGCCACCACGCGCGAGUUGGAGGGCCUCCGCGACGGCUACCGGCCGGUGGCGCGCCGCGGCGCCAUCCUGUUCUUCGUACUGUCCGACAUGGCGGGGGUUAACUCUAUGUACCAGUACUCGCUCACUUCGUAUCUUGAUGUGUUCACCUAUGCCCUACGUAAAGCGAUGCCGAACGUUAUUUUGAUGAGGCGACUGAGAAAUAUCAUAGAUAUGCUCACCAAGAAUGUUUAUGACUACGGAUGCACUGGUAUAUUCGAGCGCCACAAGCUGCUAUUCUCAUUCCAAAUGGCGAUCAAACUGGAGCAGAGUGAGGACCGGGUGUCGCAGGCGCAGCUAGACUUCUUCAUCAAGGGCAACGUGUCUCUGGAGAAGCCGACACAGGCCAACCCCUCCACUUGGAUAUCUACUCAAGGAUGGCAUGAUAUAAUGAAACUGAGCACCGAUUUCCAAGAGACCUUUGCCGCUCUGCCCGACCACAUCUCACGCAACAUGGAUGCUUGGCAAAAGUGGGCAGACAGUGAUACCCCAGAAUCGAGUACAAUACCGGAUGAGUAUUUAGACCGCAUGGAUCCAUUCGAGUUAUUGAUGUUGCUCCGCUGUUUCCGCGUGGACAGAAUAUACCGCGCGCUCACGCACUACAUCACCGUCACUAUGGGAGAGGAGUACAUCACUCCGCCUGUUGUCAGUUUCGACAUGAUAUUCGAGCAGUCGACCCCUUUCACCCCGGUGGUGUUGAUCCUGAGCGCGGGCUCGGACCCCACGGCCGAGGUGAUGGCGCUGGCGGCGCGCUGCGGCGUCGGCGGCGGCGCGCUGCAGUACCUGUCGCUGGGGCAGGGGCAGGAGAAGAUAGCGCUAAACCUGCUCGAAAGCGCAAUAACCCACGGGCAGUGGCUGAUCCUGCAGAACUGUCACCUGCUGGUGGAGUUCAUGGCCGAGGUGGAGAAGCAACUGGAGCUGAUGGAGAAGCCGCACCCCGAGUACCGGCUGUGGUUGACCACUGACCCUACGCCCACCUUCCCGAUUGGCGUGUUGCAGAGGUCGCUUAAAGUGGUAACAGAGCCACCUAACGGGCUGAAGCUGAACUUGCGCAACACGUACUUCAAGCUGCCGGCUCGCGCGCUGGACCAGUGCGCGCACCCCAUGUACAAGAAACUCGUCUAUGUACUGGCAUUCUUCCAUGCUGUUGUUCAGGAGCGCCGCAAGUACGGCAAGAUUGGCUGGAACAUUUCGUACGACUUCAGCGAGUCUGACUUCACGGUGUGCCUGCAGAUCCUGCAGACGUACCUGGACCGCUGCCACGAGGCGCGCGGGCCCAUACCGUGGGCCACGCUCCGGUUCCUCUUUGGAGAGGUGAUGUACGGCGGGCGGGUGAUCGACGACUUCGACCGGCGUGUGGUCCGCACCUACAUGGAAGAGUAUCUCGGAGACUUCCUACUGGACCGCUUCCAGCCGUUCAGCUUCUACCACGACCAGGCGACACGCUACGUCAUACCGCCCGACGCGGAGAGGGACGAAUAUAUCGAGUACAUAGAGCAGCUGCCGCUGGCGAACAGCCCGCGCGUGUUCGGGCUGCACGCCAACGCGGAGGUGGGCUACUCCAGCGGCGCCGCGCGCGCGCUGUGGGCGCGCCUCGUGCUGCUGCAGCCCGUCACUAGCGAAGCCCCCGGCGCGAUAUCGCGCGAGUCAAUGAUCGACGCCAUAGCCGGCGACAUCCUGGACCGCCUGCCGCCGCCCACGGACGUGCGGCGCGUGCGCAGGACCCACGAGAUGCACGUCACGCCCACGCUAGUCGUGCUACUGCAGGAGCUUGAGAGAUUCAACCGCCUAAUCGCCAAGAUGCACUCAACCCUGACCCUGCUACGCAAAGCCUUGGCGGGAGAGAUCGGCAUGGACUCUGCUCUAGACGACGUGGCGAGCAGUCUGUACAACGGACAGCUGCCGGCGAGUUGGCGCGCGCUCGCCCCCGAGACAUGCAAGGGACUGGGCUCGUGGAUGGACCACUUCAGUGAGCGGACCAAGCAGUAUACUGACUGGUCAGAAAUGGAAGAGCCCAUGGUGAUGUGGCUGGCCGGGCUGCACGUGCCGGGCUCGUACCUCUCCGCACGAGCCCAGGCCGCGAGCCGCGCGCACGCCUGGCCGCUGGACCGCGCCGCGCACAGCACCUCCAUUACUGACGCGAGGCACGCCGAUGAUAUUGAGGAGAGGGUCGCUACUGGUUGCUACGUACGCGGGCUGCACCUCGAGGGCGCGCGCUGGGACGCGGCGGCGCGCUGCCUGCGCCCCUCGCACCCCAAGGUGCUGGUCACCGAGCUGCCCAUCAUGCAUGUGCUGCCCGUCGAGGCGCACAAGCUCAAGUUGCAGAACACCCUCCACACACCGGUGUAUGUGACAUCCUCACGGCGCAACGCCAUGGGGCAGGGGCUGGUGUUCGAGGCGGACCUCGCCACCACCGAGCACUACAGCCACUGGGUGCUGCAGGCCGUCUGCCUCAUCAUGAACACCGAUGACUAACUAUACACUUGUGGCCUGAGAUGUAGAAUACAUUGUGGAGUAAUAUGUGCUAAUGUGAAACAGCUUAAUGUUAUGUUUAUGUAGAAUAGUUGUUAUUUCAUUUGCCAUGAUUUUAAUUUGUUGUUAAGUUACAGUAACACAAAGAGAUAGUGUGAUAUUUAAUUUAGAUUUUAAUUUAAUUAAGUUUAUAACAUAAUUAUGUACUGCUAGUCAUUGCAACAGAUAGCUUUAAAUGUUAAGAUUGAUAUACUCUCAAUUACUUAAUAAAAGACUGAUUAGAUUUGUAUUAA
Plutella xylostella (diamondback moth) is the source of this 14083-nucleotide messenger RNA. It is a transcript of the gene Dhc98D, whose product is annotated as Dynein heavy chain at 89D. Lineage: Eukaryota; Metazoa; Arthropoda; Insecta; Lepidoptera; Plutellidae. Gene Ontology annotation, molecular function: dynein light intermediate chain binding; minus-end-directed microtubule motor activity; ATP binding. Gene Ontology annotation, biological process: microtubule-based movement. Gene Ontology annotation, cellular component: dynein complex. The record is from RefSeq and is a predicted model, not a curated record.